Molecule: messenger RNA, 5186 nt
Organism: Peromyscus maniculatus bairdii (prairie deer mouse)
Lineage: Eukaryota; Metazoa; Chordata; Mammalia; Rodentia; Cricetidae
Source: RefSeq, a predicted model, not a curated record
AUACUGUAUUAAUGUUCUGAAUAUUCUCUGUUCUCUAAUAGAAGUAUUAAAAUGAAUUUUAAUGUCUGGAAUAUCAAAGAGAUGCUCAGUAUUCCCUCAGGCUCUGGGAUCACUAAACCAUCUAACUGGAAUAGUAAUCAGACUGAUUGUUCUUCUCUCAGUGAUUCCCAGUUCCUCUUUGGAUCUCAGUUUUGUCCAGAAAAUUCAGAGAUUCUGUCCACAUCCUUGGAUGUUGGUGCCUACUCAAGACAUUCAAAACAGACACAACAGAAUUCUGUAGAUAAUGAACCUAGCGUUUUCACAAAAUACCAGACAAAGCCCCAGUUGUUUGGAGGCGAAACAAAGGAUGAAGGCUUGUUUUCUCUCCCUUUGCCAGUUGGAAAAUCAAAAGGACUCUUGAAACAGUUUGAGGAAAAAAAACGAAGGACAACGGACAAAUGUGACAGUGAGAUGCUGUACAACUUUGUUUCUCAUUUUCAAGAAGUCAUUCACAAGUUGCAGACAUCUGUGGAAAAGUCUGAGGAACAUCUCAGUUCAAGAAGCCAAUCUAUUUUGGAUUCUUUGGAGACUAUAGCCAAGACAAUUCAAGAGACUGCACAGGUCCAGCGUGACUUGACGUUUGAGGCAGUACGAGACAAAGGCAAUAUGGAACAGGCCAUCCUUGAGAUACAGAAGAGAUUUGAAGCUAGACAAGCCGAGUUUAUGGAGAUGAAAUCCAACCUGAAGAACCUGGAAGUUUUAGUUGCCCAGCAGAGUAAGGACUUCCAGCAGCUUUGUGAGAGGCUGGGCCAGCUCAAUGUGCCUGGUGUCGUAGAAGAGCUGAAAAAACUCAUCUCUGCACCUCAGGUAGCUGGGCGUCUGAAAGACAGCACCUCCCAGACCUCACCAGCUCAGGCCCAGAGCCUUCAUUUUACUGGGCAGGAAAAAUACACCUCUGAGGAGCCAGCUGCUCAGCAGGCCCAGGUGUCUCCUGCAGGGAAUCCCAGUAGCAGUUCCCAGAGGCCUAGGGAGUUUGGCAUCUCGGAUGAAGGAGCAGAGAGUGAUGUUUUUCAAAAGGCUGCAUUGCCAACAGAUGGGCCCCAUAGAGGAAAUGAGCAUUUGAAGAACAAGACCAUGCAGACUUACUGCAAGAACUGGGUUAUCACCACCAGAAGCCUCAGUAACCACUGCUCUAGCCUCCCAAGCCAGAAGGCUGGCAGUGACCAGGAACUAACGGCCCAAGAAGCCUCACAGCUGGACUUAAAUAAGUUUGACUCCAGAGUGAAGAAUGUCUGCCCCCAGUAUGAAGCCCAAAGCAUGUGUUCUGACGCGUUUGAACAGUUAGCAGCUGAACAGAAAGGCAGGACCCGAGGAAAGGGGAGGAAAGGCAAGAAGCAGCAACCCAGGAAAUCUCAGAGAGGCAGGCUUCUAGCUAGGAAGCGAGAACAAACCCCAAGGAAGGCCUGUGCUUUCAUCACUAAGCAUGCAAGUCCCCAGGCUCCAGGUUCGAGCCCACAGGGGCCCCUCUUCAGUUGGCGGGCUCCAAGAAGCUCCACAAAGUCAGCCCGUCAUAUUCUGGGAGGAAGAGUGAGGACCAGUAAGACAGCAAGGGAAGCACACGGGGGAAUCCUGCAGUCUACCCAGCACUCCUCCCCAGACCAGGAGUGCUUAUCCAGCAGUUCCCAGGGGGAUCAGCAGAUAAAUUGGUUCAGUGACCUCAGCCUUGAAAACCCAGAGCCUCGUCUCUGUAAGAAGGGAGGGAAGAAUUUGCUCUGCGAUCCUGAUUUUGACAGCAGUGAUGAUAACUUCUAAUGCUCCCAACAGUGACUUCAGCUGAUGGUUCGUUGAUCUCAGAAAGACAAAGUGUGGAACAUUUGGACUGGGCAGUAGCAUGCAGUGUCUGAAGCUGGCUUAUCCAGCCUCAGAGUCAGAGGCCCUGGCUGAUGGUGGUCAGUAGGAGGUGGGUGAGAAUCCAGUAUUGUGGGCCACUCAUGACAAGGAUAUAGAAGUAAGGACAUCCUUAGUUAAGAGGAAGAAAUGUGUGGGGACAAUGACAAGCUCAGUCAGCUGUGGUGAGGCAUCGGGAAGGCAGUUGUGUGUAUCUGGAGGAAGGAAGGGGCAUAGCUUCCUUAGGAAUACAAUCUAGAAGAACUCUCAGGAUUCUCGUGGCUGCAUAACUAGCUCUUGAAAUCGUCCCUACACCUUUCUGAACCUCAGAAUUUUAUUAUUAUUUUUCAAUCUAGUUAUACUGUCAAAGAGUUUUGUCUUUAGCAUGAGAGGACAUAUUACAGGACACACGAUUAGACAGGAAUUCAUUAUGUAGGCUUGGCUGGCCUUGUAUUUACAAUCCUCCUGACUCAUCCUCCAGUGCUGGUACUACAAGUAUGUCUCAAUUCUCAGCUGUAAAUCAGUCUACUUAAGAACAGAGUGUUAGCUGGGUAGUGGUGGAGCACUUUAAUCUCAGCACUCGGCAGGCAAAGGCAGGUGGAUCUCUGUGAGUUCGAGGCCAGCCUUAUCUGGUCUACAGUGCUAGUUCCAGGACAGCCAAGGCUACACAGGGAAACCCGUCUUGAUAAAACCAAAACCAAAAAUGGGGGAAAAAAAAAAAAAGAUGCCUGUGACAGUUGGACAUGGUGGUUUAUACCUGUAAUCCCAACAUUCAGGAAGCAGAGACCAGAAUUGCUUCAGAUUUGAGGCUAACCUGGUUUACAUAGGGUGUUCUAGACCCAUUAUGGCUACAUUAUGAGAUCUGGGGGUGGGGGUGGGGGGCUGGCUUUUCGAGGUGAUAUAGACCAAACUUCAUAGCACUGGGACUCCUAAGCCAAGUGAGUGUAUUAUUUUUUCCCUGGCUGUUUUUCUCCGUUCAGUUUUUCAAUUACUUUUGUUAUUGUUAUUUGUUACCGAGUCACACAUACCCCAUACUGGCUAGCCUCAAACUCAUUAUUGUAACCAAAGGUGACCUUGAACUACUUCUGGUCCUCUUGCCUCUACACCUGUCUUCAAUCCCUUUUUUUUUUCCUUCCUAGGGUUCAAACCUAGGACCUUGUGCAUUCUAAGGAAGUAUUCUACCACCAAACAAUAGCCCUCCAAUCACUCUUUUGAACUAACUGUCUUUGUUGAAAAAUGACACAAUAAUAUCUAAUACCUAGUAUGCUAAUUAAAAAUAAAUUGGGCUGGAAAGAUGGCUUGGCAGUUAAAAGCAUAUACUCUUGCCAAGGAGCAGAGUUCUGUGCCCAGCACCUACAAAAGGCAGCUCACAACAGCCUGACUCCAACUCCAGGUCAUCUGAUGCCCUCUUCUGUCUUCCUUGGGCACCUACACACACACACCUACACCUGUUGCUUACACACAGAGAGACAUACACACAUACACAUUACGAAGAAUAAAUCUUUGUUGAGAUUUGUCAGGCUGUCCUAUAACUCAAAGAGAUCUGCCUACCUCUGCCCCUAGAGUGAUGAGAUUAAAAGUGUAAACCACCAUGCCUGGCAAAAUUAAACUUUUUAGACAAAUAAUUCAAAAAACAUCUCAGAGUCCCAAAUUUCCCACAGAGUUCUGAAUAAAAUGCAAAAACAAGACCAAAAUAAUCAAAACUAAUAUGUUUGUAGACCUUCCUAUAUUGUUAGAAAGCAGACUUUUUUUUUUUUUAAUUUCAAAACAGGGUUUCUCUGUGUAGCCUUGUGUCCUGGAACUUGCUCUGUAGACCAGGCUAGCCUCAUAUUUAUACUGAUCUGCCUACCCUGCCUCCCAUGUGCUGAGAUUAAUGGCAUGGGCACCGACCCCUGGCCAAGCAAUAGGCUUUUAUACUAGACUUUGACAUUCCAUUUAUAUCUUGUUGAUAGUUUUUGUUAUUUUUGUUUUUGAAGACACUGAUUACAUGGAAUUCAUUAUAAAGUCCAGACUAGGCUCAAACUCAUAGCAAUCCCCUCUCUUCAGCCUCUCAAAUACUGGGAUUAUGGGCAUAAACCACCAUGACCGACUUUGAAAUUUUUUAUUUUUGCAACACAUGCAUAUUUCUUUGUAAUUAAAAAAAACCACUAAAACCAAAAAUGGACCGGAAGAUGGCUCAGCAAUUAAAGCACUUGCCAUACAAAAAAGUUCAGAUCCCUAGAAAUCCACAUAAAAAUGCUGUAUAGGUGAGUCAGCCCAUCUGUAAUUCCAGCCUUGGAAGGUGGAGACGGAACAAGCUGGCUAACAAAACUAGCCAUAUCUGUGAGUUCUGUUUAAGAGAUCCUACCUCAAUAAAUAGGUGAUUGAGGAUGACUCCUAAAAUCAACUUCAGCUUCCACAUGCAUGUACACCCACACUCACAUGUGCCCACACACCACACAUGCAUGUGCACCCACACACCACAUGUGCAAAGUGGAAAAAAAAAACAACAAACAACUAAACCGCUGGGUGUGGUGGCACAUGAUUGUAAUUCAGGGUGGUUGGGACAAUAGGACCCAGGUUCAAUGCCAGCCCAGGCUACAGAGUGGUACUGCAUCUCAAGAGAAAGAGGGGGACAGGAGGAGAGGAAGAAAGGGAGGAGAAGAGAAGAGAAGGGAAGGGAGGAAGGAACAGAAAAGGGCUAGUGAAGGAAGUCAGUUAGGGAGAAGCUUCAUGGAAUGAGUGGUUUCCUAGAAUUGCCCAUUUCUAAGCCAGUUUCCAGGCACCGGAGACUAAACUGUUAUAGAAAGAAGUGACUCUUGACUCCUUUCUUUCAGGAGUGUGUUCCCAUAAGAUUCUGUAGGACUUGAAUCUACCUAUGAUACCAUUGGCAGAGUGCCAGACUGUUCUCUUAUUUCCAGACCAAGGGCCUUUGUAGCCUGGACCUCCCACAUACGUGGACAAUCACAGCCGUCUUCUCUCAGGCCAACGUAGUUCAAGCCUGGAUUCUGCCUCAGGCUGUGCUGGCCUCCUCUUCCUGUGGACCAUAUAGGCUGGCUGUUUACUCUUCCCUCUGCAGCCUCCAUUGCAGCCCCUGCUGGGCUCCAUUGCCUGUGCACAGAGGUAUGAGAAGCCAAAAGGCUCCUUCCAGCCCUUCCCAGACUACUGUUGCUCACCAAGCCAUUGGAAGGAAGCUUCGAGACCAAAGGACGUUAUUUCUGGUGAACAAUGUAGUAGUUGUUAUACUUUAUUUUUAUCUUUGUUAUUUAUGUUUGUUGUUUUAAUAUUUUUAUUCAAAGUUGAGAUCCUGUGAAUUUACAGUGUUCUUCAGUUAGUGUUAA